GUAUUGUGUGCUUAUUUGAGACAGUCACAGGUUUUUGUUUUCUGCCGGAAUCGUCGCGUCUGCGGUCCUUCUGUUUCCGUAUCUGGGAGGAGAGCAGCGGUGUGAUUUCAGAGGAGUCUUUUAUCUGGCAAAAUGCAGGACCCGAACGAAGACACAGAGUGGAAUGAUAUCUUGAGGAAGAAAGGCAUUCUUCCUCCCAAAGAGGUACCUAAAGAUGAUGAAGAGGAGGAGUUGGCUCUCCAACAGCAGUCUGUGGUCAAAACAUAUGAGAGCAUGACAAUGGAAGAACUGGAGGAGAAUGAAGAUGAAUUUGGUGAAGACGAUGAGGCUGCCAUUGAGAUGUACAGACAGAAGCGUCUUGCAGAGUGGAAGGCGACUCAGAUGAAGAAUGUGUUCGGGGAGCUGGGGGAAAUCUCAGGGCAGGACUACGUCAAGGAGGUCAACAAGGCCGGAGACGGCAUCUGGGUGGUGCUGCACCUCUACAAACAGGGGAUCCCUCUAUGUACCCUCAUCAACCAGCACCUGAGCACGUUGGCCAGGAAGUUCCCUCAGACCAAGUUCCUCAAGUCCAUCUCCACCACCUGCAUCCCCAACUACCCCGACCGCAACCUGCCCACCAUCUUUGUGUAUUUAGAGGGAGAGAUGAAGGCCCAGUUCAUUGGGCCGCUGGUCUUUGGGGGCAUGAACCUCAAAGUUGAAGAGCUGGAGUGGAGGUUAUCGGAGAGUGGGGCGGUGAAGACGGACCUGGAGGAAAACCCCAAGAAGCAAAUCGAAGACAAGCUAAUGUCAUCGAUCAGAUGUUCGCUUCCUACACGAAAGGACAGUGACUCUGAGGACGAGGACUAUUAGGAAUAAAAACGCCUGUCACUCCAAACCAGAAAGGCUGUGUGCUUAAAACAUCUGAUGAUGAGCAGGGACAGAGAAGGGACGGCAUCCCCUUUAUCAGCAUAUACAUUUCAUAUUUUGACCAUGUAGAUGGCGCUUUUAUACAGGGAUCAAUCCUGCUCAAGGGCAUUUGGGACAGGACACUUGGCUGGAGAGAAUCAAACCUAUGACCUUGUUGUUGAACCAGCCAGCCUGUACAUCUCUGUGGGAAAGUGGGGAAAACAGCACAACAAUCACUCUUUUGUAAUUUCACCAAACAUCCAACUCCAUCACCUCAAUCUUUACAAAAGCAUCAAAAACAAAUUUUAACUUUUUUAUUAUGUUUCAUGAUAGUUGAAAAUGUACACGUACAUUUAAAUCUGUUAAAUUAAAUGUGAGUUUACCUCUUUGCCACAAUAAUCUGUGCAAGUUCUCAUUUUUUUGGAAUCUGUGUCACUGUUGAUUAUAAAGAACUUGCUUAAGAGAUUA
Molecule: messenger RNA, 1353 nt
Organism: Siniperca chuatsi (mandarin fish)
Lineage: Eukaryota; Metazoa; Chordata; Actinopteri; Centrarchiformes; Sinipercidae
Gene: pdcl3
Product: phosducin-like 3
Exons: 6
Coding region: 133-849 (238 amino acids)
Biological process (GO): protein folding; angiogenesis; positive regulation of gene expression
Cellular component (GO): cytoplasm
Source: RefSeq, a predicted model, not a curated record